Nannizzia gypsea CBS 118893 is the source of this 2655-nucleotide messenger RNA. RefSeq names its product vacuolar protein sorting-associated protein 35. Gene Ontology annotation, cellular component: retromer complex; late endosome; retromer, cargo-selective complex. Gene Ontology annotation, biological process: retrograde transport, endosome to Golgi; intracellular protein transport. The coding region runs from base 1 to 2655 and encodes 884 amino acids. The transcript has 7 exons. The record is from RefSeq and is a predicted model, not a curated record. NCBI's taxonomy places the organism in Eukaryota, Fungi, Ascomycota, Eurotiomycetes, Onygenales, Arthrodermataceae.
AUGGCCAGUGCCCCCCAUGUCCCAGAAGACCAGAGUCGCCUCCUGGAAGAGGCCCUUGGGGUGGUACGACAGCAGUCGCAUAUGAUGCGAAGAUGCUUGGAAACACCUGGAAAGUUGAUGGAUGCAUUGAAAUGCGGAUCUACUCUAGUAGCCGAGCUUCGGACACCCACAUUGGGACCAAAGCAAUACUAUGAAUUGUAUAUGUCGGUAUUCGAUGCGCUUCGUCAUUUGUCGGACUACCUUCGAGAGUCUCAUCCGGUGAACCACUUGGCGGAUUUAUAUGAACUAGUUCAGUAUGCCGGAAACAUAGUUCCCCGCCUCUAUCUUAUGAUUACCGUGGGUACGGUGUACAUGUCCAUUCCAGAUGCUCCGGUUAAGGAAAUUAUGAAGGAUAUGAUGGAAAUGAGUAGGGGUGUACAACAUCCAAUCCGUGGACUAUUCUUGAGAUAUUAUCUCUCUGACCAGGCGCGGGAUUAUCUACCCAUGGGAUCUGGUGAUGGACCCCAAGGCAACCUCCAGGAUUCAACCAACUUUGUUUUAACCAAUUUCGUGGAAAUGAACAAACUAUGGGUACGGUUACAGCACCAAGGCCACUCCCGGGAAAGAGAGAAGCGAACGCAGGAGAGAAAAGAACUGGAACUUCUUGUUGGAAGCAACCUUGUUCGUCUAAGCCAGCUGGUUGACCUAGAGGCAUACAAAUCAGUCAUACUGCAACCUCUCCUGGAGCAGGUAGUUCAGUGCCGAGAUGUUCUUGCGCAGGAGUACUUACUGGAAGUGAUAACCAAGGUAUUCCCGGAUGAAUACCAUCUACACACGUUGGACUCAAUGUUAUCUGCUAUCGCAAGAUUGAACCCGCAUGUUGACAUGAAGAAAAUUGUUAUUGGUCUCAUGGAUAGGCUUUCAACUUAUGCAACUCGUGGCUCCGAAAAGAGCGAUGACCCCGAAGUGAGAAAGAAGGCUGAGGAAGAGGCAACGGUAAGACUAUUGGAAAACCUCCAACUUUCAAAGGAAAGCGGUGAAGUUCCUCCAACCUCAGACGAACAGAAACCAGCAAAUAAAGAAAAUGGAAAUCAGCAAUCGGAAAACAGUAUUAAUAAGCCUAGUGAAGGGGAAACUGGCAAAGAUACUGAACCAGCAACUGUGGAAGGCCAGCAAGAAGCCCAUGAGGAAACGUCCUUUCUGCCAGGGAAUGUUAAACUUUAUGAAAUUUUCUACGACCAAGUGCUUAAUCUAGUUAAGACUCGAGGAAUUCCCAUCCAAGAUACCAUUGCCCUUUUGGUUUCGUUGACGAACCUUGCCUUAAACAUAUAUCCAGACCGACUAGAAGAAUAUGUUGAUCAAGUGCUCCAGUACGCCACAAAGACCGCAACCGAACACUCUGAUAGCGCGGACUUCCAUUCUGCGCCUGCGCAGUCAAGUAUAUUAAACCUUCUACUUGCUCCUCUUCAGUCAUAUGUUUCUAUAUUCACCGCGCUAUCUCUUCCGAACUAUAUCCCUUUCUUCGCUGCACAAUCGUACUCUACCCGACGAGCAGUUGCCGGAGAAGUCGCACGGAAUAUUCUGCGAAAUAGAAUAUUUAUCGCUUCACCUGAGAACCUGGAUAACGUCCUCCAGGUUCUACGAGUUUUGAUUAGGGAAGGGAUGCAACAACCAGCUGGCUACCCAGGUGCUCAAAGUCAACGACGUGGAGGUGAAACCGAGGAGACCAUCGAAGAGCAAGGGUGGCUGGCGCGAAUAGUCCAUUUGGUUCAAGGGCAGGACAACGAUACACAACUCAAGCUAUUACAAGCAUUGCGGACAGCUUAUUUGGAUGGUAAUGAGCGUAUAAGAUAUACCACCCCAUCAAUAAUAACAUCAUCCAUUAAGCUGGCUCGCAAGUACAAGGCCCGAGAGCACUUUGAUGAUAAUUGGCAAUCUCAGUCAUCUGCACUCUUUAGGUUUAUGCAUCAGUGUAUUAGCAGUCUGUACCAGCGUGUGAACUCUGGUUGUGCUGAUCUUGCAUUACGCCUUUUUGUACUUUGUGGGCAAACAGCAGAUGAAACUGGCUUUGAAGAAGUCAGCUAUGAAUUCUUCGCACAGGCUUUUACCGUCUACGAGGAUUCUAUUAGCGAUUCGAGAGCGCAAUUCCAAGCUGUAUGUAUCAUUUCAAGUGCAUUGCACGGGUGCAGGAACUUUGGAAGAGAAAACUAUGAUACUCUCAUCACCAAGGCUGCUCUUCAUGGUAGCAAGCUCCUGAAGAAGCCGGAUCAGUGCCGUGCCGUAUAUUUGGCAAGUCAUCUUUGGUGGGUUGUUGAAAACCCACAGAAGGAGGGAGAUGAACCCAACAUUGUUUAUCGCGAUGGCAAACGUGUCCUUGAAUGUCUUCAGCGAGCGCUUCGCGUGGCAGACGCUUGCAUGGACACUGCUGUAUCAGUUGAACUUUUCAUCGAGAUAUUGAACCGCUACGUUUACUAUUUCGACCAGCAAAACGAGACAGUGACGACAAAAUAUCUCAACGGCCUUAUUGAGCUCAUAUAUUCUAAUCUCCAGUCAAAUCAGACCGAAGGGGUUCCAAGUUCCAGCCUGGAAAGCCCUAGACGCCAUUUUGAACGAACUUUGGAUUAUAUCAAAUCUAGAGGGUGGGAAGGAGUUGUGACGGAGCCACCGAGGCAGUAA